Paramuricea clavata is the source of this 1146-nucleotide messenger RNA. The record is from the annotation of a GenBank genome assembly. NCBI's taxonomy places the organism in Eukaryota, Metazoa, Cnidaria, Anthozoa, Malacalcyonacea, Plexauridae.
AUGAUACCUUCACCUGUUCCAAAUGAAUUGCAGAAUUUAACUCAGAUUGAAGAAAUGUUAAUUGCUCGUGCUUUACCUAUCAUGAGAGUUUAUAUUAAACUUGGUGGUCAACGAGGUUAUUCAGGGCAUUGUAUUAACUUGCCAGAAAAUGUCACAGAACUUGCAACAUCUUUGCCAAGAUACCCCAAAGAAAUAGCUGUCAUUAUUGUCAAAGUAAAAGGUAAAGAUAAGACGUUCAGAGAUGUGACAGUGCGAAAGCAAAAAGUGCACAAUGCCUUAGUUUGGCUUAUCAAUAAUAAUCCACAUUAUUCUAAGUUAACAAUUAAUGAAGAAGCAUUAAAUUCAUUACCUGAGAAUGGUGUACCACCAGAUCUCAUGACUGUUGAGACUGAUGAUGAUAUAGUCUCUGACGACAAUUGUUCUCCCGAUGCAGGUCCUCCUACUGAUAACCCAUCAGAGGAUAUUGUUUAUAAUGACUCUACUGAAAUGAGUAGUUUUUUACCUGUUGGCGAACGACAACAACAGGAAAUUGAAGCUGUUAGAAAUCAGCUUUCUGAAAAUGAGCCAAUGCCGUGGCCCUCAGUUGAAAAUGAACCAUUAAAUGAGUAUCAGGUAUCACAUCUGGCCACAAUGGCUUUCCCAACUUUAUUUCCAGAUGGGAAAGGUGAUCCUACUAAUCAAGGACUUCUGAGAGAUGUCCCUCUUCAGGAACGAAUAAAGCAUCUAAUAAAAUUUGCUGAAAUUAUUGAUGGUGAAUGGGUAUACCGCUUUGCUAACCACCCCAGGUUUUCAUAUUGGGCAUUUAAUAUGAUUCAAAGAAAACGAAUUUUACAACAAAGUGGAAUAUUCCUCAAACAGAACCCAGGUGAAGCUCAUCUCACAAUUGAUGAACUGCGUGAAAUGGCUGCCAGUAACAAUGCUAAUAUAUUUAUGUCUAAAGUGUCGAGAUAUGUUGGCAAUAUUGCAGGUACUAAUGCUUACUGGAAUAGAGUAAGAGAGGAACUCAAAGCUAUCAUAACUAGUGUUGGAGCACCAACAUUAUUUUUCACUUUCUCCUCUGCAGACAUCCAUUGGCCUGAAUUACAUGCUUUAUUUAAAGCUGAUACUGAUAAUGAGUUAGGUCACUCUACCAGUGAUGUAAGAUGA